UACAAUCGUCAAAACAAUUGAGAAUAUAUUGCAUGAAGUUUUAUGCAACGAAAUCAAUUGUUUUGACGAUCGUACUGUUAACGGCUAUUAUUUUUUAACGUAAAUAGUAAAUUGGUCGGUAAAUUGGAGUAGUUCGAUAAAAGGUUUCAUUUACCUUAAUACUAGUUCUACUGCUUUCGAAGAAAAAAAGUGCGCCACUGCAUGUCAAAUCAGCUGAUCAACAAAUCGUUUGAUCUGUAAAAAAGAACGAAGUAGUGAAUUAUGGGCGUUUGGCUUGGCGUAGCGCUUGUCGCAUUUGUUUUAAUAAUAGUCUUUUUAUUAAUAAAACAAUUAUUCUGGAAUGCACAAUUAAAAAAUGUCAAGAAUAAACAUGUAGUCAUAACUGGUGGUUCCAGUGGUAUCGGAAAACAUGUAGCAAUUAUUGCUGCAAAACAUGGAGCAAAUGUUACGAUAAUUGCAAGAGAUAUUCAAAGAUUAGAGGCGACUAAAAAUGAAAUAUUGCACGCUUGUGAAAACAAAGAUGUGCAAAGAGUGGAAUAUCUAUCCUUAGAUAUUGGAGCAAAUUAUGAAAAUGUUGAAAAAGCAGUGGCCGAUCUUGAGAGAACUAUGGGACCAAUUUACAUGCUUGUAAAUUGUGCUGGUACCGCAAUCUGUGGUAAAAUAGAAGACACCACCUUAGACAGUCUAAAUAAAAUGAUUAAUAUAAAUUUUCUUGGUGCAUAUUACUGCAUCAAAGCUGUAGCGCAGAGAAUGAAAGCUUCCAGAGAAGGAAUGAUUGUUCUUACAUCAUCUCAAGCUGCAAUGUUGGGUAUCUUUGGUUACUCUGCUUAUUGUAGCACCAAAUUUGCACUCCGCGGUUUGGCAGAGAGCAUAGCAAUGGAACUACAGCCAUACAAUGUUUCUGUAACUCUCUGUUUGCCACCGGACACAGAUACACCUGGUUUUGCCGCCGAGGAAUUAUCAAAACCGCUGGAAACGCGACUGAUAUCACAAGCAGCAAAGUUAGUAACACCUGACGUUGUCGCUGACAAGCUUUUCAAGGAUGCGCUGGCAGGUAAAUUUUUUUCUACAGUUGGUUUCGAAGGUUUCAUUCUGACUACAGUAUGCUCCGGAAUGUCGCCGUUUUCUUCGAUUUGCGAACUAUUGUUGCAAGCAUCACUGAUGGGCUUCCUGCGAAUUGUUAGCGCAUUCUACCUCAUCUCUUUUCAAAAGAUUAUUCUUAAUUGCAUGAAAAUGCGUAAUGAAAAUAAAAAAUCUGAGUGAAUUUUCGUACGUUGUGAUUUCUAAUUAAAGAUCAAUACGAUCUUAUUCCAAUGUAAAGCAUUUAUCAUAAUUAUAAUAAAUUUUUCGCUAAAUAA
Messenger RNA from Linepithema humile (Argentine ant), 1358 nucleotides. RefSeq names its product 3-ketodihydrosphingosine reductase (gene Kdsr). Gene Ontology annotation, molecular function: 3-dehydrosphinganine reductase activity. Gene Ontology annotation, cellular component: endoplasmic reticulum membrane. NCBI's taxonomy places the organism in Eukaryota, Metazoa, Arthropoda, Insecta, Hymenoptera, Formicidae. The record is from RefSeq and is a predicted model, not a curated record. Gene Ontology annotation, biological process: sphingolipid biosynthetic process.